Molecule: messenger RNA, 125 nt
Organism: Amoebophrya sp. A25
Lineage: Eukaryota; Dinophyceae; Syndiniales; Amoebophryaceae
Source: the annotation of a GenBank genome assembly
UAAUGUUGACAAAAAAUCGAACACUGGACACAAAUUGCGCCGAAGCAGUCGGUCUUUGGAGAGUUGAUGAUUUAGAGGAGAGGAGUGGCGCGAAGGAUAGAACUGAGUUCCAUUGCACUGAAUGA